AUUAGCUUGUUUCGGCUCUCAUUAUAUUAUGUCAUCUUCAUCACAAUUCAAUUGAAUCACAAUCAUUCCCAUUAUAUAAUUGAAAUCACUUUCCGCUCCCAGACUCCUAACCCUAGCGGUUAUUCAUACUAUGAAUUGUUAAGCAAAAUUCUCAAUUUAUCAUAAGAAGAAAUGGCGUCUUGGAAUUCAAGUUAUAUGGAAGUACUAUACUACGUUUUGGGAUGGAUUUCUUUUUGCGCAUGGGCAAUUUGUUUCUAUCCACAAGUCAUCUUAAAUUUCCGAAGGAAAAGUGUAGUGGGACUAAAUUUUGAUUUUGCGGUGUUGAAUUUGACUAAACACACUUGUUAUCUGGUUUACAACGCCUCUCUCUUCUUUAGCUCCACCGUGCAGAGACAGUACCGUCAGAAAUAUGGCUUUGACCAGAUGAUACCUGUGGCAGCCAAUGAUUUAGCUUUCUCAAUUCAUGCUGUUCUGUUGACUUCUUUAACCUUGUUUCAAAUAGCCAUUUAUGAUCGUGGAAAUCAGAAGGUGUCAAAAGCUACUAUUGCAAUUGUUUCGACAGCAUUGUUUUCAGCUGCAGUUUGUGUAUUUGUUGCUAUGCCUAACCAUUCCUGGCUUUGGCUUGUCUCCUGCUUCAAUACACUGCAGGUUAUUAUGACAACCAUCAAGUACAUUCCCCAGGCCUUCUUCAACUUUCAACGUAAAAGCACGAUUGGAUUUAGCAUUGGCUAUGUUUUGCUUGAUUUUGUGGGAAGCACAACAAGUUUUUGUCAAAUGACUGUGGAAUCCAUAGAUCAAAGGUCCUGGGUGAACUUUUACGGCAAUAUGGGCAAGAUUAUGUUGUCUUUGGUGUCUCUCUUCUUCGACAUUCUCUUUAUGUUACAGCAUUUUGUGCUAUAUCGUUCCAAGAAUAUGGCAAUUUGCCUUAGUACAAAUGCAGAAGACAAGGCAUCACUACUUGAAACCUCUGAUCCUCACCCACAUCCGGAUCACGUAUAGUGAAUGGCACGGCUCUUGAUAUUAAUGUCUGGAACACCAAUUUCUUUAGCAGUGCUUUUGCUGUAACACAUUUUGAAGCCUGGGAAGGAAUUUGGGAGGGGAUGGGCUGGGCUGGGCUGGGCUGGGAGAAGAUGGGCAUUUUGAAAUAUCGUUUUCCUAAUGAAGAAUGGGAAUUUUAUCCUUGUAAAUUAUGUCAUGUGCGAUUUGCGCAAAGAUUUUCUAAUGAAGGCAAAUGAUAAG
Molecule: messenger RNA, 1239 nt
Organism: Olea europaea var. sylvestris
Lineage: Eukaryota; Viridiplantae; Streptophyta; Magnoliopsida; Lamiales; Oleaceae
Product: cystinosin homolog
Exons: 8
Coding region: 172-999 (275 amino acids)
Biological process (GO): L-cystine transport
Cellular component (GO): vacuolar membrane
Molecular function (GO): L-cystine transmembrane transporter activity
Source: RefSeq, a predicted model, not a curated record